AUGACAUGGAAGCAGCAUAUAACAUCAGCUGAAGCAAAAGCAAGAAGAAAACUAAGCAUCAUGGGGAAAUUGUCAGGAACAAAUUGGGGUGCCAAUGAAAAAAUAUUAAAAUCAGUUUACCAGGGGAAUGUUCGUCCACAUCUCGAAUAUGGAUCUAGCUCAUGGAUGACAGCAGCAAAAACCCACCUACAAACCUUAGACAAAGUACAAAACCAGGCACUACGAAUCAUUACAGGUGCCAUGAAGUCAACCCCAAUACAUAGUAUGGAGGAGAUAACAAACAUAACUCCGCUAAAUAAGAGAAGGGAGUGCAAUGCAAUGUUACAAGCCGCAAAAUACUGCUGUACUGAAGAUCACCCAAUGAAUAAUAGACUAACGCAACUCUCAUCAGGCAGACUGAAAGGAUCAAGUUUUGUAUUAGAGACAAGAGCUUUACAAAGAGAACAUCAUGAAUCGCUACCAAAACAAGUCAAACCUAUAGCCUUUUCUGUAAAUGACUACCCUACUGAAGAUAAACUGAGAAAUGUCAGCAUUCAGACAUCAGUACCAAACAUCACAUCCAAAGAUGAACAAUCUGAUAUUGUAAAGAAAACUCACACUAUGACCAUGCUAGAAGAACAGUACCCCUCUGAAUUUUGGAUAAGAGUAUUCACAGACGGAUCAGCCACAAAUGCAAAAACAAACGGAGGGGCUGACAAAGUCAAUAUCACAACUCCAGUUGUUUUCCUGACAGAUGCUCUAUCUGUAUUACAGAGCUUGACAAACAACAAGCUACCAUUACUAGAACAGGCGCUAUUUAACAUUCAAAGUCGCAUAACAGUGCUACAAUGGAUCCCUUCGCACUGUGGAGUCUAUGGUAAUGAACAAGCUGACAUUCUCGCAAAACAAGGUGCUGGACAACAACAGGAGAAAAACCCAGUCUGCCUUGCAGAGAUGAAAACCAUAAUCAAAUCUCUGUACAGAAAAUCCAAGCAUCAAGACAGUUACCACCAUCUGUCGAGACCUGAACAAACCGUCAUAUUCAGACUGAGAACAGGACACAAUAGACUAAACAAACAUCUGAACAGAGUGAUGAAAGUGGUACCAUCCCCAAUGUGUCCCUGUGGUGAGGCAGAACAAGAUACAACACAUAUUCUACAGACAUGCAAGAACCAUCAGGCAUUGGGACAAAGGAUAUGGCCAUUACCAACAACCAUCCAGGAAAAGCUAUUUGGAACAGUGGAGGACUUACAGAAGACCACCAGAUUCGUAGAGGAAGCAGAAAUCCAAGUGUAG
Messenger RNA from Ostrea edulis (European flat oyster), 1275 nucleotides. RefSeq lists its product as uncharacterized. The record is from RefSeq and is a predicted model, not a curated record. Lineage: Eukaryota; Metazoa; Mollusca; Bivalvia; Ostreida; Ostreidae. The transcript is spliced from 2 exons. The coding region runs from base 1 to 1275 and encodes 424 amino acids. Gene Ontology annotation, molecular function: nucleic acid binding.